Molecule: messenger RNA, 4605 nt
Organism: Metopolophium dirhodum (rose-grain aphid)
Lineage: Eukaryota; Metazoa; Arthropoda; Insecta; Hemiptera; Aphididae
Exons: 9
Coding region: 278-3904 (1208 amino acids)
Source: RefSeq, a predicted model, not a curated record
CCGUGUCAGUGUACACACACACUCUCGCGUCUCACACAUUCAUACAGUAUAGUACAACUACAGUUACACACUGUUACACGUUUCGGUGUUUACUGUCAAAACCACUUAAGACUCGUUAUUGUUAUUAUAUUAACACGUUUUUUUCAGUGUUCUGUCUACUUAAACGUUAUAAUUCUCAAUUGAAUUCACCUUUUGGCUUUUAAUUUUGUUAAUUUCGUUGGUUUACCUAGUUAAUUUUUAGAUUUUAUUGCGUGGUUUAACAUUACUGUUACUUAUUAUGUUCUCGUUUUUGAAGUUUUUAAAUUCUAAACCGGAUGCUGAUAAGAAUAAGGGGCCCAACAGCUUAAAUGGAAAAACAUUAAACCUAAACAGCCCACAUGCCAGGGCUCUUAAUGUUUUUAAUAACAAGUCACCCAAAUCAAACGGAAGUAGAACUUCAUUAAGACCCAAUUGUAAAGAAACAGUAACUAGUCCGGGAUUUAGUUUUCGUAUAGCUCAAAAAGCUCGGGAAAUGAGAUCAACCACUCCAAACACGGAUGUAUCAAAUUUAUCAACAUCCUAUACUUUAGAAAAUAGUUUGAAUGGUAGCAAUACGAUGAAUGGCAAUAAUACAUCAAGAGACGUAUAUGAUAAGAAGCGGAAAUUGAUGGAAACGUUAGAUAAUUUUGGAGUAAGAAAAAGAACUCGGCAAGAGGUAAUAUAUAAGAGCGGUGUUGAUGCAUUUGUUAAUCGGCGUCGAAGAACCAUAAGUGAAUCUAGUGCUGGGCCUGACCGUGUAAUAGUGAUGAAUGGACAUAAUCAUAGAUUCAAUCAACCUACCCCAACAGUAACAAAUUCUUCAAGUGUCAAUGUAGAAAACAAAAAAACUAAACGACAAGGAGAUUUUGGAAUAAAUAUUUGUCAUCCCCAGAAGAAACCCAGGACUCGGAAUAAUGAAAUAUUGAGCUCCUAUAGUUCCAGCAAGUUCUUAUUAACGCCUGGUCAAAAACGACCUUAUCCAUCUGAUCACGAAGAAGAAUCACCAGAUCGUAAGCAUUGUAAAAGCUGUACAUGCUGUGGUUCUACUGUUUUACUUCAUAAUGAUCGGAAUAAUUCCAAUAAAAGUGACAAAACUACAGAAACUGACAUGUCUGAUGAUCUAGUAACAGUUGCAGCAAGUCGCAUAUUUAACAGAAGUGGUAAAACCCAGGUUGUUAAGAAAGUAUGUAUGAAAACUAUACUUGAUGAAGUAUUUGACGAUGCAGAUCCUAUACCAUAUACAAGUAUUGAAAAGCUUGAAGAAAAAAGGAAGAAAGUUCAGAAGAAAGUUAUUUCGAUUGAACAGCAUAAUAUUGAUAAGUCCAAUGUGAAAAAUGACAACCAGUCUGUUGAUUCAGCUGCUUGUAUUCCAUCACCUAUAAUAUCCACAUUUAAUGAAAUACAACCAGCGGUUACUAAUAUAUUGUCUAAUGUAUCAACUACUUCACCUAGUGCUACAUUAAACACAACACCUUUAGUACAGUCAACAGUGCCACUAUCAUUUGGUCUUCAACCAUCGGAAAGUACACCUAAAAUAAGUGAAGGAAAUAAAAAUAAUACUCCUUUACAAUUUAAUUUUGGUAGUCCAAUAGCUGCUGCAGCAACAUCUGUUGAGGAAAAUCAUAAAAAGACUAAUGAAGUAGAUGGGAAAGUAAUUGUGGAUCAAAUAUCAGAAUCUACUAAUAAUACAUUAGAAAUUAAGACGCAAAACAAUAAUGUAAAUAAUCCUAAUGAACAAAAAGAAUUUCAGUCUUCAGAAAAAAAUAAAAAUAUUAAUGAUACUUUUCAAAUUGGAGGACAAAAUAAUUUUAAUAAUGAUAAAGAUAAACCUAAACCAUCAUUUCAGUUUACUGUUCCGGCAUCUAAAUCAAUUGAAUCUAUUACAAAUUCAUCUACUGUUAGUGAUUGUUCUAAAAUAAAUGAUAGCAAUUUGCAUGUACAAAUUGAUACUGAAAAGUCAAUAGAUAAUUCAAAGAAAGAACCAGAAAAAUCAUUAGUAUUUGGAACUAAAAUUGAUAAUUUUUCUAAACAAGUACAACCGUCAUUUACUUUUGGAGCACCCAAAGCAGAUGAAAAACAAUCAACACCUGUAAUGCAAUUUGGAGCACCCAAAGUAGAUGAAAAACAAUCAACACCUGUAAUGCAAUUUGGAGUACUAAAAUCUGAUGAAAAACAAUCAAUACCUGUUAUGCAAUUUGGAGUGCCUAAAAUUGAUGAUAAACAAUCAACACCUGUAAUGCAAUUUGGAGUAAAUAAAUCUGACGAAAAACAGUCAACUCCUGUAAUGCAAUUCGGAGUGCCCAAAAUUGAUGAUAAACAAUCAACACCUGCAAUGCAAUUUGGUGCAACUAAAGUCAAUGAUAUACAAACAACACCUGUAAUGCAAUUUGGAGUGACCAAAGUUAAUGAUAAACAAUCAACACCUGUAAUGCAAUUUGGUGCAACGAAAACUGAUGCUCUUGAAUCAACUCCUAAAAUGCCGUUUGAAGCAAUAAAAGGGUCAGAAAAUCCAACAUCUACUCAAUCAUUAUUUUCAUUUGGUAAUAAUCAAAAAUCUGUAGAAAAUUCAAAACCAACAGAUUCUGUGAAAUUUCAAUUUGGCCCUUUGAAGUGUGAUAGUACACCUGUAACAGAAUCUACAAAUGCGGUUUUUGGGUCGAAUUCACAAAAUAAAAAUCUUUUUAGUUUUGGUAAAACAGAUAAUAUAACCUUGCCUACUGGUAAUCCUCCUAAGUAUGAUGCUACCACCGAAAAAUCAACACCUAAAUUACAAUUUGGUGGUUUGCCAACUCCGGUAUUUGGAGCGUCUACAACAGAUCAAUCAAAGUCUCAAUUUAAUACUUCUGUCAGUCAAUCGGCUAUCAAUCAGGGGCCAAAAUUAGUUUUUGGUAGUCAAACAGCUGAAAACAAACCAACAGCUUCUGGUAUGGUUUUUGCUAAUAAUACAACAAAUCCCAUGUUUCAAUUUAACAAUACAGGAUCAAAACUUGGUGAUAAACCUUCUGAGACGCCAAGUGGCUCAUUUCCGUUCACUUCUAACAAAACUACAUCAGCUUUUGGAGCCUCAGCUCCACAAGACUUUAGAGAUAAACCAGCAUUUCAGUUUAAUACACAAAAAACAGAAGAACCAAAAACCCAGUUCUCAACUCCAAGUUUUGGAACUCAAAAUACGAGUGCUCCCUUUAAAUUUGGAGGGAACGAUAAACCUACUUCUUUUGGAAAUACUUUUCCUUCUUCUAACCAACCAUUACAGUUUACAAAUAGUACUGAAAAAACAGCAGAACCGUUCAAAUUUGGAAGUUCAGUUCAAACGAGUAAUGCAUUUCAAUUUAGCGCCAAUAAGACUGAUAAUGGUCCAGUAAAAUUUGGCCAAGCUACCAGCACAUUUGCAACAUCAGGAUUUAGUGGUUUUGGCAAUUCAGCACCUCAACAAACCACCACAUUUGGUACUGUUCAACCACCGCAGCCAUCUCCAUUUGGCAACAUAACUUCCCCUACUGCUGCACCUACAUUUGGAAGUGUAGCAUCACCUCCAUCUAAUACAUUUGGAACAAAUCAAAGUUUUCAGUUUGGUAGUACAACCAAUGCCCCUACUAGUUCAUCUACAUUUGCCUUUGGCAGUAAUUCACAACCUACUAAACCAGAUGGGGCUUUUGGUUUUAAUGCUGCUUCUACAACUGCUUCGCCAUUCCAAUUUGGCCAUGGCUCAACACCAUUGUCCACACCACAGUUUGGAGGAACACAACCAAAUCAAGGAUCAUUUGGUUUUGGAUCACCUCCAAUGACCGCAACUGUUAUGCCGGGAUCAAGUCAACCGUUAUUCUCCAUGGGAACAGCUCCUGCCGGUGAAAGACGUAAAGCUAAAGCAGUUCGAAGAAGGCAAUAAUUUAAUAAUUACAAUUUCAUUUUUUUGUUAAAAUACUCUUAAUUUAUGGAGUUUCAAUAUUUUAUCCUUACAAAUACAAACACACUGGAGUAAUAACUUAUAUACCUAUUUGACUAUUGCAAUAAGUUUGAUUUGUAAAUGUAAUUUAUUUCUUGUUUUUACAUUUAAAAAGUUUCAUAUUUCAAUUAUUAUUUGUCAACAAAAUAUGUUGUUGCUUCUGUGGCUAAUUUAUUCUUCUGUGUCAUUAAUUUGUUUUGAUUUUAAAAUAUAUAUUUUAAUUUAAUUUUAAUAUUUAUUUGAGUUGUUUUCUAUGGUUUACAUUGACUUGAUAAUUUUAUAAAUAUUGUACUUAGAGUAAUGAAAUAUUUAUUUUAAACAAUAUUGAUAUCACAGUAUACAAAUUGUACAUUGUAUGUAAUAAUGACAAAUAAUUUGAAUUAUUCAACUUUUCCAACUAUAUUAAUUAAAACAUUUUAUACUUAUUAUUUUAAAUAAUCUGCUUGAACAGUUGUAUAGAUUGUAUUUUUGUAUGACAUCAAACUAACAAAACAAAUAAUUGUAUUAUUAUAUUAACAGUUUUAUCAAAAAUAUUUUCUAAAUAAAUUACUCAUGUUUAGUAUUUGUAGUAAAAUAUUUAUGUAAUAUAAUGUAAAUUCUUAAAAAGUUAUUGUUAUUUCCUGCACAUUUUUGUACCAAUAAAG